Molecule: messenger RNA, 2825 nt
Organism: Leptomonas pyrrhocoris
Lineage: Eukaryota; Euglenozoa; Kinetoplastea; Trypanosomatida; Trypanosomatidae
Product: putative cell division cycle 45 (CDC45)
Exons: 1
Coding region: 297-2825 (842 amino acids)
Biological process (GO): mitotic DNA replication preinitiation complex assembly; DNA replication initiation; double-strand break repair via break-induced replication
Cellular component (GO): DNA replication preinitiation complex
Molecular function (GO): DNA replication origin binding; single-stranded DNA binding; chromatin binding
Source: RefSeq, a predicted model, not a curated record
GCAGACAUUCCGCCAUCGCUUCUGAGUAAUCAUAGAUCCCCCCCCUCCCCAUCGCACUUGCUUUCCGUAGAAGAGCACUCUCUGCGGUCUUUCACGUCCUUCUCAAGCUUGGGCGCGAGCAGUGUCAUACACACACACGCACAAACGGAAAAAUAGCAACUGUCACUCUCGCUUUUAGAACCGCUCGUCAGGUUCGCGCUAAGAUCCACAACUCUCAUACAUAGAUCAUCACGGUAGGGUAGAUAGAGAAUUCAUCUGUUGAUACCACGAAAGUGUAGAUCUCCACUUUCUGGACGAUGAGCGAGCGCACGGGUGCGCCGGAGCCGUGGGAGCGCAUCUCCACCUACUACUUCUCCACACUCAAGGCCGUCAACGUUCUCGUUGCGCCUACAGCCGAUGCCGCCGCCGCCUCUCUCAGCCUCACCUACCUGCUGAAGGUGUUUCUCUUCCCCUUCAAGCUGCACCCCACCGGCUCCUACGACGACGUCCGGCGGUUCAUCGGGCAGACCAACUUUGCCCAGGAAAGCGAACGCGAAGACGAGGACAGCCCCUUGGUGGAUGACCUCUUCAUCCUCGUUGGCCUCGGUGCACCAGUAGCGCUCGGGGAGUACUUCGACUUCUCCCGCCAUGUUGUCAUCGUCGUCGACGCCUACCGGCCUUUUCACCUGGACAAUCUCCGCCGCGAGGAUGGCGAGCGGCUUAUCGUGUGGGGCAGCGAGCGCAUCCAGGAAGAGGUCGACACCUUCUUCCGCACGCAGCGCGCAGCGGAGGCGCAGCGGCGACGUCGUCACCGUCGCCGGCACGCCAUGAAGGCCGCACGAGAGAGCCGUCGGCAACACCCGCGUUCUCCUCCUCGUCCUCAUCGUCGACCGCGCAGAGAAGCUGCCCGCGUUGCUGAUGACGUCGAUGGAGGGGAGGAGGAGGAAGACAGCAACGACGGCGUCGACUCUGACGUGGGCCACGACAGGAACGAGGAGUACGACGAGGAGUCGGAACUGUCAGACAGCAGCAGCAAUUCCAGCAGCAGUGACGACGAGGAUGCAGAGGCCGAACUCUUCGACGGCGACGGCGACGACGCAACACCGUCGCAGAGCCAAGACCGCAUUGAUUGGCGCGCCGAGGACGGCGAGGUACCGCCACAUCUGCAGACGCUCUACUAUGCCUGCGCCUGCGCAGGUCGCAGCAGUGCGGUAGAGAUGUACGAUCUCUCCGUCAUUCUGCAUCGCUUCAACGACUCCAUUCUCUGGCACGCCGCCGUCGGGGUGUGCGACUUGUACCUCCGUCGGUUGAUUGACUACGGCAGCUACCUCGUGGAGAUGGCCCCGCUGCAGGAGGCGGUGUCGUUGCAGCAGAGCGUCCGCCGUGGUGUGCUGCGUGAUCGCACCGACGAGGCCGUGAACCAAGUCCGCCAGGCCACCACCAACAGCAUGCAGCUCAACAACCGCGAAGAGGAGCAGCUGUACCUGCUGCGGCACUCCUCCCUGUGGGACGCCAUCUGGUACGAUGCGCAGGUGGCGAGUGCGCUGGAUCUGCACCACGUCGAGGACGGCCGUCCGCGGCUUAGUCAGCUGCUCGCGAGCCGCUGCGGGGUCUCGAUGGCCAUGGCCCGGCGGCCGUGGCGCGAGGUGCCGGCCGACGUGGGCAGCGAGGCACUGCGACGUGUGCAGACGGAGCUGCAAAACUGGGUCAACGCGCGGGGCAACGCCACGUCGUACCGCAACAAAAUCCGCUGCAUCUCGCGUAAGGUCGGCUACAGCACGGAGGUGUCGGCAUUUGACGUGUGUAAGCUGUUCACGGCGGUGCUGGCGGCGGUCCCGCCCGCCUCCGUCUACGUGGUGGAGAAACCGCGCGAUAGCAGCACCGGCAGUUUCUCUGCGGAGGACGUUGCGGCGGUUGCCCAGCGCCAAUUGGUGGAGUUCGGGCGUGGACAGUUCUGGCGCGCUCACGCGCUACUAGACAUGGACCCCAAUGAAAAGCCUUUCCACGAAGCCCUGGCGGAGGCGUUGUCCCUGCAGCAAGCCGUGGCGGAUGCCACCAGCUCGAUGAUGCAGCCCGGCAAUGUGCAGAGCAGCACCGGUCUGCACUACGCCCUUCCCACCGACCCGUCCAAGACCUCACCUACCUUGGAGGGCUUCUGCACACCGCGACGCCUCUCCGUGCUGGCGGAGAGACUCUUCUAUACGCUGACGAUGAGCCGCCGGCGUGACCGGCAGGCGCUGACGACGCUGCGCCCCUUGGUGCUGUCCUGCGCCCUGCCCCAAGCGAAGCUCGCUCCCCCCCUCCAACGCGAAUGGCGCCGCUGGGUCGGCGGGCGGCGACAUUGCCAGCGUGAACGGGGGAGGCGCGGGCUCCCUCGGUUCUGCGGCGGCCACCCCUUCAACCACGACCAGCGCGACCGUGAUGGAUGCCGCGACGCCGGUCGAGGACAAGGCCGAGUACGCCGUCGUGCUGACCUUCGCCGGCGGCACCAGCGCCGGGAUGGAGCCGCUGCCGCCGAUGUUCCGCUUUCAGCAGUGCAUGCGCGACGAGCACUUCAGCACCGCGCCGCGUCAGGUCUACGUGGAGCGCAACGUGGCGCAGGUGCACGGCCGCGAGAACACCACCUACCUGGUAGAGCGCAUGCUGCUGCUGUCGGUGAAGGCGACCAUUUCGAAUCACGAGUUCCGCAAGAAAGCGGAGGCGACGGCGGAGGCGGAGGAGGAGGCAGACGGCGAGGGAGACGCGAGCGGCGAAGAUGGCGGUGCUGCGGACGGUUUUGUAGAGGCGCGCGACUGAGCGGGCACGUAGCGUGCGAGCGCUACUCUAUCUGUCUCUCUCCAUCUUAA